Glycine soja is the source of this 333-nucleotide messenger RNA. RefSeq names its product MADS-box transcription factor 6-like. Gene Ontology annotation, biological process: regulation of DNA-templated transcription. Gene Ontology annotation, molecular function: DNA-binding transcription factor activity. The record is from RefSeq and is a predicted model, not a curated record. Gene Ontology annotation, cellular component: nucleus. The transcript has 5 exons. Lineage: Eukaryota; Viridiplantae; Streptophyta; Magnoliopsida; Fabales; Fabaceae. The annotation marks the transcript as partial.
AUGUGGUUUGCUGAUGAGUUCAUGUUCAUGUUGAGUGAUGGACUACUUGAGACUGUGGGGAUCUUGUUCAUGACUACCAAAACUAUUGAGCGAUACUAUCGUAGCUCUUUUACUCCUCAAGACGAACACGUUGAAUGUGAAACUCAGAGCUGGUACCAAGAGGUGUCAAAGCUAAAGGCAAAGUAUGAUUCUCUUCAAAGGACCCAGAGGCAUUUUCUUGGGGAAGAUCUUGGACCAUUGAACACAAAGGAGCUGCAGAAUCUUGAGAAACAACUUGAAGGGUCUUUAGCACAACCAAGGCAAAGGAAGUCCUUUGUUCUUUUGGAAAAGGGA